Molecule: messenger RNA, 1419 nt
Organism: Ichthyophthirius multifiliis
Lineage: Eukaryota; Ciliophora; Oligohymenophorea; Hymenostomatida
Exons: 1
Source: RefSeq, a predicted model, not a curated record
AUGGGCGGAUGUUCUUCUUGUAAAUCUUUCUUAGAUCUCUAGUCUGCCUAAGACGCUUGCUGUUAAGAAAAAACCUGUAAAGCUGUCGUUUAUACCUAAUAAGAUGGCAAAUGGGUAUACUAAAUUCGACUUGACGAUAAAUUUGAGUUCACUGAUUCUUAUAUACAAGGAGAAACAAUAUAUUUCCUUAAAAGAAGAGAAUUCUACAGCGAAAAAAUAAUAGUAGUGGAAGAAAACAAAGAAUUAAAGAACAAAAGUGCUUUCAUAACCUAUACUGGUAAGUAAUAUUUAGGUAUAGUCGGCUGGUACAAUAGUAAAGCUACAAAAUGUGAUUAUGACGAAAUAAGUAAUAUGAGACUUGAAGUAUGUGAUAAUUAAUGCCAUAGUUUUGGUACGUUAGAGGACGCUAUGAAAGAAUGUUGUUCCAUCCCUGAAUGUUAUGGAGUCACCUAAAUUUCUGAAAGUAACUUCUAAACCCGUUUUUCGAAAAAACUAUACAAAGAAGUCGGAUACUAGAGCUUUUUUAGGUCUUCUACUUAAGGUUUGAAGGAAAAAAAAACUACUACUACAAAAUAAAUUUAAGCCUGGGAUGAAGAAUUCGACUGGUAAAACGCUUAUAGAAAGCCUACUUAUGAAGAAUAGAUAAAAAUAGAUAAAAAAAACUAAUAAUAUAAAUGGAAUGGAGCUGAAGAAAAAAUAACUAAGAAAAAAACUUCGACAAUGAACUAUACUGGUAAAACAAUCAAAGGUGUAAAAGGCUGGUGGAGUGGAAAAUAACAAGAUUGUAAUUAUGGAGAAGUCUUAGAUGCUUCAUUGGGAAAAGAUUGCAGUGGAGAGUGUCAAGUAUUCUCUAAAUUCGAAGAUGCUUUAGCAAGUUGUUGUUCUUAACCAAAAUGUGUGGGUGUAACUUACUCUAAUAGUGGUACUACUAGUUGGGGAUUCUAAACUAGAUUUGUAUAUUCUGUAAGAGCCUCAAAAACAGGAGAAUAUUCCUAUUAUAGAGGAUGGACAACUUACCCAUUAGAAAUUACUAGUUAUUAAGCAAGUACUAAAACCGAAACUUUAGAAAGAAGUGUAGUACCUUCUGGAGUUUAAAAAAAAAUUACAGUUACAGUAGAAAAUGUUACAUAUACUUGUACUUAUUUAUAAUUUUUGGAAGCUUAGUAGGAAUAAAAACUUGAUUAAAAAUAAACUUUUGAAAAUUUAGAAUAUGCUUUAGAUUCAUGUUGUGGAUAGAAUGAAUGCUUAGGAGUUUAAUUGUCUAACGGAAUAUUAAGUCUAUAAGGAGGUAAAAACAUUGGAUUUGGACAAAAAAAUGAUAUAGUAUAUUUCUUGGCUAAUAGAGAUGAAGAAAUUGUAAAUAAAAUAAUUACAAGAGUAAGUAUGGCUUAGGAAAAACAUUUAUAAAAAUAAAAUUGA